CUCCCCACCCCCCCAGCUGCCACCAUGUCUGAGGGAACCAUUACCACCCGUAGAAUCGGCACCCGAGCCGCGGUUCGCCAGGAGAACUCGGCCAUGGCGGAGUCUGAAGCCACCACCUCCACCACCACCGCUACCACUACCACCACUGCUACCACAACCUCAGAGACCUCCUCUUCCCAGACUGUUCCCCCCUCAGAGUCACCAAAGUUGGAGAUCCAGGUGGUCCCGAAAGAGGAACCUAUGCCAGAACCCGUGGAGACCCCCACUAUGCCGUUGACAACGCCUGUGACCACGGCAGCCACGCCUGUGACCAUGGCAGCCACAGUGACACUAGUGACCACAGCAGUACCGGUCUCCACUUCCCAGACCUCCUCCCCCACCAUCACCACCCCUGUCCCCACCACCAUCACCACCGCCACCACCCCUGCCAUCACCGCCGUCCAGGUGAAGGACGCUCUGUUGCUCCAGCCGCUGGGGCCGAGCCCCUUCACUGGCCGGAAACGGAAAGCCAACUUCUCCAACGAGGAGACCGAGACGCUGGUGAAGUACGUGGUCAAACAUUUCAGCGCUUUGUACGGCUCGGAGGCGCUCCGCACCGAGUCCACCCGCAGGAACCAGAGGCGCAGCCAGCUGUGGAAUCAGAUCCAGAAACACGUCAACGAACUUGGUUACACCCCCCGCAGCAUCGAUGACCUCAAACACAAGUGGCGGGACCUCCGCCUGGAGGUGAAGAGGAAGAUCACCCAUCGCAAAACCGGCAGCAAGGCGCCCACGCCUCCCGGGGUCACCCCUAUCAUAGACACUAAACUCACCUCAUUGGAGGAACAGGUGGCCUCCACCAUCGGACAUCACUGCUCACUGGAUGGAGAACAAGAGGGCCUCUACAUCGAGCCGGGUGUCCCCCGACAGUCCAUAUUUUUCAACUGCAGAGGUUCCCCCGGAGCCCCAAUGUCUGAACUCGGCGCAGCAAGCCCCCGACCAAAUUCUGAGAUCUCUAUGAUGUCACCGCUGAUUAGCACCUCCCCCGCCCAGCUGUCCUUUGUGCUUUCAGAAGACGGGGACAACGAAGAGCAAGAAAUGGACGUCACUCCUUCUUCCGUCGCCCAGACGGUCUUUCCCACAGUUGCUCCCGUAGUCACGCCGGCGACGAUCACCAUUAAACCUUUCCCGGAGACUUGGUCGACGGUGAAGAAUUUGGGUUCCUUGGUGACCACGUCGGGUCUCCUGCCACUCCAACAGACCAUUUUGGCGGCCACGCAGCAGCUCCUCACUGUGAAGCAAGAAGUGUUAACGGCGCAGCCCGCCAUUUUCCCGGCCCGCUGCGAGUCCCAGAGCUCCCUCGUCUCCUCCCCCGAGGGAUCUGUCUCCAAUGCGACCGCCUCCACCGAAUGGAACGGAGACCACUCGGCGGUGGCGGCCUGCGGCGAUACUGAGAUGGUGAAGCUGAAAGUGGAGGAGGACGAUGACGACGAAGAAGAGGGCGACGGCCAGGACGUGGGAAAGAAUUCUCCCCUGCCGGAGAGCCAAGACGAGUGGGAGGGGCAAUCGGCGUCCCCGCAGCCCAGUGACAACGCAGUGGAGGACUCUCUACCUUCCACCGCUUCCCAGGAUGGCGACCCACCUUCUGGCACCGACCUGCCCACCAAUGGCGACUGCUCCUGCGAGCCCGGCGAGGGCAAAGACGAGGUGAAGGCCAAGAUGCAGCGGCUGUUGGAGCUGGAGGAGCGCUGGGACCGGAUGUACGACCAGGAGCUCGGCAUCUGGGAGGAGGAGAGGUCCCGGCAGCAGCAACAACGCUCACAGGACAGAGAGCUGCAGCAACAGCUGCUCACCGUGCUCACGGACAUUCGCGACGAGCUGCGCCAGCUCAGGCAAGAGAGAGCCGCCGUCCGGCAGAACCAAUCCGCUGCUCACAGCUCGCUGCCGACCACCAAGGUGGAGGAACCUGAAAGUCCCAAAGCUGCUCCCGAAACCCCCAAGGCAGCUUCCGAGCCGCGUACCCCCCCGACCUCCAUAGGAAAGCGAAGGGGGCGCCCGCGGAGCACCAAACCAGAGCCUGGGCGCUUCAGCCGGCAGGCUCCAGGAUCUGCCUCCAAAAGCUGAGCUUGGCCCUCCCGCCCCUUUUAGACUUUGCUUUGCUGCAGAGAUUUUACCCCCCCCCCCCUACCUGUAUUGGGGGGGUGGGGGGACCACACUGGAAAGAGGAGGAGUAUCGUCCCAAUAAACUGUCCUGUCCUGCUAGGUUCAGACUGCAUAGACAUCCUUUUUUGUCGCGAGAAUUUCCAACCGUGAAGGAGGCGGCCCCUUAGUCACGUGACCUCAGGCUGUUCGCCACUCUGGGAAAUCUAAGGGGUGUUUUUUUGUAAAGAGAGUUUGGGGGUGGGGGGGAAUAUAAAAAUAUAGUUCUAUUUUUCUGAUAUCCUUUAGUUACGAGCCUUAAACCGAUUUAGCGAAUUUUUUCCUUCGGUCUUUUUUUCCUGGAAGUGGAAGCUGAUGGCUUCGCGGGAGGGUGAUGAAUUCUUAUUUUCGUGACACGCCGGAGGGUGAUGAAUUAUUUUUUUUCCGUGAGACGCCGCGGGAGGGUGAUGAAUUCUUAUUUUCGUGAGACGCCGCGGGAGGGUGAUGAAUUCUUAUUUUUCCGUAGCAGGAAUGAAGUGUAUGUUCUGUAGAAGUCACUGUUCUGUUUUUUUUUUUUUUUUGUUACGGAGACCGAACGCUAAAGAAGAGCGUCCAACGUUUUUUUUUUUUUUUACUUUAUAAUUUUAUUGUUUAAACUUAUUUUAUUUUUAUUAUUAAAUAUGAUGAAUUCCCGAUCCAAAGCACGUCCCAUCAGGGCCCGAUCAUCACUCGCUGGCUUCGCUUUUGGGACCACAGCGCAUGAAAUAAAGGGGACGGGCCGGGGGCGGGGUGGGAUGUUUCCGGUGACUGGACCUUUUAUGCUUUUUUUUUUUCAUGCAAUAAAUGAAAUGAAAUGUU
Molecule: messenger RNA, 2976 nt
Organism: Rana temporaria (common frog)
Lineage: Eukaryota; Metazoa; Chordata; Amphibia; Anura; Ranidae
Product: mucin-5AC-like
Exons: 3
Coding region: 25-2103 (692 amino acids)
Cellular component (GO): nucleus
Source: RefSeq, a predicted model, not a curated record